CAAGAUACGUAAGCGCCACGAUUCAAAGUACCAGGGAACGGCGAGGAAGAUUGGAGUAGAAGAAGAAUAGGAGAGUAGAUAAGCGAUUGUUUUGUACCGCAUCAGUAUCCAAACGCCGUCCGCCGCGUGCGUCACCGUCGACAACGAAGGUACCUUAGUUGCUAUAGUUCCCUUGUGAACUUGAUUGUGCUUUGCUUGCUAGCUUGAGCACUGAGAAAAAUAGCCCUCGAACAAACUGUCAAAGAUCUCCAGGCUCAAAAUGCUCAAUUCCAGGAGAUGAUCCUGAGCUUAUCCAAGGGACAGGAGGAGUUGAAGGCUCUCUUGCUCGAGCAGAAGAAAGACAAGAAUCCUGUGAGUUACAUCAACCCAGGAAGAAGGCUUCAAAGAAUAUGCUCAAAAAUGGAGAGAUUUGGCUGGCAGAGUCAAACCCCUUAUGACUGAUCGAGAAUUAGUGGACAUGUUCAUAAGUACACUGACUGGCCCAUUCUACAGCCAUCUACUGGGAAGUUCUUCAUCGGGUUUCACUGAACUUAUAUUGACAGGUGAACGUGUUGAAAGUGGUAUUCAAAGUGGAAAGAUACAGACGGCUACCUCUGCAAGCACCAAAAGGUCCUAUCAGGCUAGGAACGAAUCAAAUGCUGUGUACAGUCAAAGGGGUCGUAGCAAGAAGAAUCGUGACCAUACCAUUGGAGCAGUUACGAUUGCAGCACCGCCAUCUCAAAACUUUCAGCACAGACAAGACAGGCCAAGAAGGAAGUUUACCAAGAUCAAUAUGACUUUAGCACAGGCACUGCAGGGUAUGCUGAAAGCGAAGUUGAUUACCCUCAUAGAUCCUCCUACGAAUCCCAACACUACUUCUCCUCGUUAUAAUCCUAAUGCCAGGUGUGCAUAUCACUCCGAUAGCCCCGGGCAUGAUACAAACGAUUGUUGGUCAUUGAAGAAUAAGAUUCAGGAUAUGAUCGACGCGGGAGAAAUUGAAUUUGAUCCUCCAGAGACUCCUAAUGUCAUCACUGCACCUAUGCCUAACCAUGACAAGACUGUUAAUGCUGUGGAUGACAAUUCUCACAUUUCUAAUGUAGCUGACUUAGCAUCUCCACUCCUGACCAUCAAGAAGAAGUUAUUGCAAACUGGUUUAUUUCCAGGUUGUGCUGAAAAUUGUGAUCUCUGUAUACUCCGACCAAAUGAUUGUUUGAAGUUGAGAAAUGGUAUUCAACGGCUGAUGGACGAGCGUACAAUUCUCUUUGAAAAGAUUCCUAAGGUGGAAAGCUCUAUUAAAGAAAUAUCUGUGAUCGCUAGGUCCAAAGUUCCAGUGAAGAUUACCGCUACUAGAGUGCCGGUGAAGAUUACUGUUGAGCCCAAGGUAGCUCCCCUAAUCAUUACCGCACCUGGCCCAGUACCGUAUUCCUCAAGCAAAGCCAUUCCUUGGAAUUAUGGAGGUGAUGUUUACAUCCAUGGCGUGAAGCAAGAUGAUAAUCCUGCUAAUCCUAAUGACGUUGACAUUGUUGGGACUAGUAGAAUUACUCGAAGUGGAAGGGUCUUUUCUCCAGAAAUCUCACCUCCCAUCCCGGAACCGCGAGGAAAGGAACCAGUCAACCCUUCUCAGUCAGAGACACCGGUCGAAGUUACUACCAAAGAUGUUGCCAAACAAGAAAUGGAAGAAGUGCUGAAAAUCAUCCGCAAGAGUGAUUUUGAUGUGGUAGAACAGUUGGGGCAUACCCCGUCUAAGAUCUCGAUGUUAUCCUUGUUGUUAUCUUCUGAAUCUCACGCCAAUGCCUUGAUAAAAUUCUUGAAGACUGCUCAUGUACCUCAGGAAACAUCUGUCGAUCAGUUCGAAAAUUAUGUUGCUCACUUGGCAGUCGACAAUGGCCUAGGCUUUUCCGAUGCUGACCUGAAACCAGCAGGAAAGAAUCACAAUAAAGCUCUGCAUAUCUCCAUUGAGUGUAAAGGAAUCACCUUGUCUCAUGUGCUGAUCGAUAAUGGCUCUUCUUUGAAUGUGCUACCGAAAGUUGUGCUCGAUAAACUGGACUGUAAAGGCAUUGAAUUGAAACCUAGUGACGCUGUGGUGCGUGCUUACGAUGGUGCAAAGAGCGUUGUCCACGGUGAAGUGGUCCUCCCUAUCAAGAUAGGACCUCAAGUCUUCAACACUAUCUUUCACAUAAUGAACAUUCGUCCUGCCUAUUCCUGCUUGCUGGGACGCCCUUGGAUUCAUGGGGCAAGUGAUGUAGCUUCGUCUCUCCAUCAAAAGCUGAGGUAUCCAAUAGAGGGUAAGAUCGUCACUGUGUGUGGGGAAGAAGAGUAUAUUGUCAGUAGUGUGCAUACCUUUAGAUAUGUCGAGAUGGAUGGUGAAUUCUUUGAGACUCCGUCUCAGUCAUUUGAAGUAGUUCCUCCGACUAAUCCUGUCCUUAAGCCAACUUCCUGUGUGCCCAAGGUUGUUCGUGCUCCUCCUACUAUGAUUUCUCUGAAAGAUGCUCAAGCCGUGGUUGAAGAUGGUGGUCGUACUGGCUGGGGUCAACUGAUCAAUGUACCGUACAAGUCUGAUAGAUUUGGCCUGGGAUUUAGCUCUGAGAAGGUAGUCAAGGAUCAGAUUAAUGCUAUAGAAGAUGCUGACAGCGAUUGCGACCUGGAUAGCUGGAUCUUGCCUGUGUGGUUUCGUGUGCGUGUUAGCCGAGCUACGAAUGCUCUGAUUCUCCUUCGUCCAAGGAGAUACGUAUGCAUAGGAUGCGACAUCCUAGCGAGCAUGUUUUCCCCCAGUCCGAACUACUUUGACUCUGAUGUCUAUGCUUGAUAGACUAAGUAGGCCCAGGAUGCGAUAUCCUGCCGAGUCAGUCUUGUUUGUUUUCUUGUGUCUCUUUCAGCCUGUGUAGAUGAUUGUUUAUGAGCAGUGUUUUAGCAACCAUAUUCCUUCCUUUUGUGCGUGGAUCCCGUCGAGUACGACGGAUGCGUAGGGGUGCUAAUACAUUCCCUUCGCAUAACCGACUCCCGAUCCCAUUCUCUUUGGUCGCGAGACCAUGUCUUUUCCAGGUUUACUUCGAGCGUUUCCUUUCCCUCUUUUGGGAUAAAUAACGCACGGUGGCGGCUCUGUUGUUUCGUUUUCCCGCCGGUUUUUCGCGUAAUGCGACAGCUGGCGACUCUGCUGGGGAUUCUAGAGAAGUUGACCUCUUGCUGGUCCAUCUUCCCUAAGCGAGUCUCUCCUAGCGUUCUCUAGGUUAGGGUUUUGGUUGCUUUGUGCUAUUAUUUAUUGCAUCCAUUUGUAUAUAUGUGCAUUUAUCGUUUGCAUUUAUUGUUUGCAUUAAUGUUUGCAUUCAUUCAUAUUCAUCUGCUGGUUGUGCUGUGUCUCUCUGUUUGGGGUGGGAGUUACUCAAGGUAAAAGGCCCAAUACCCAGACUAUGAGUGAAAUCUAGGUACCCUAGGAAUAGAGUGAUUCAUGGGAAGCGAGUGGUAUGCGCCACUUAGCGGAACAUUGAUAUCACGAGCAGUUCAGACCCUGGUGGGAUAUUAUCGUUACAUACUUCGGGUGUGUAUAUGAUGAUAUUCUGCGAAAGGUUAUUUAUGCUGCGUUUCUCUCGACCUUACCCUGGCCUAGAUGACACCCGUGAGUGGGGAGGGAAUGAUCAUUACAGGUACAGUUGCUGAUUUGUUGGUGACUUGUUGGUGACUCUUAGUACUGAUGGUGACUGUGAAUUGUGGACAUUUAUUUCUAGGACGCCAGAGUUCUGUCCGUGGUUUAUCAGCGGAUUCCGUUUAUUUCGGAGCCCCGGGUUGAGUUGGGAGUACUUGUUCAGAGGAUCCGGUUGUCGUCCGUUCAGUGGAUGUUCCUGUGAUGAUAUUGAUGUAAUCUCCGGUUCCGUUUAUUUCGGAACUCCCCAAGUUGGAUUUAUGGUGACCUAGUCCUUCAGAUAACUGUGAUUGGUUCAGAGACUUAAUGGGUCUACAGAUGACUUGGUGGCACGGUGGCCUGCAUUCAUGCAUUUGCAUCAUAUCAUUUCACAUUCAUCUGCAUUCAACUCAUGUCUGUCCGUGUUCAGGGUCCAUUACUUUUUAAUUGAGACUAAGGGUGAGAGACAUCCAGAUGUCAGAAUGUUGUUGAUAAAAUUUUAUCUGUCUCGAUGAAACCGGAAUCAAAGGACAGAAUAUUCCUAGUAUGGACAGACAUCGCAUGUGCGAGUCAUACUAACCCAUUUGCUAUUUUGUAGGUUUCAGUGUUCAACCGGGGCGCAUAGCUCGUCUGUUCAGAUAAUUUGCUGGGGUCAGCAAAUCCAAGCUGAUGGAUCUUCCCAACGCCGACAUCCUUGAACUAAAAGAGAUGAUGAGGGACUUGUUCAGUGUUGUGCAAGGGCUUGCCUUGGGGCAGAAAGCCAUGUCUGAGAGAUUGGAAAAGAUUGAGAAGUGGCUGAUAGUGGAGAAAGUUCAGGGGAAGGCUCCGUCCUCCGAAGUGAACAAACCUUCUGGUACUAUAGCAAAGAAACCCUCCGACAGUGGUCCAUUCAAGAAGGAGGUUGAGCCAGUUGGUGUGCCAGCAAAGAAAGAACGUAGUAAAGAUUGUUAUCACCCUUAUGCUGCCACUGUAACCACUCCUGUCAGUAAUCCACCUGCUCAACAGCAACAACUGCCACCUCAACAGAAGGCACCGAGAGCUAAGAGCCAGGUGAAGAAGAAGAAGGAGGAUCGUCAGUUUGAGGAGCCACCCGUGACUUAUACCCUUCUGUUCAAGAGGUUGAGGGAUCUGGGAUUAGUUCGGCCGAGGAUUUUGAUUCCUAUAGAACAGCAGCGGAGGCCUGCAAACUAUGAUGAGAGUGCCAAGUGCGAGUUUCACUCUGGGGCACCCGGACACAACAUUGAGGGUUGUAGAGCUUUUAAGCAUAUCGUCCAAGAUAUGGUGGACUCCAAGACUAUCAGCUUGGCACAGAUAAUGAAUGAGGAUGUCAACCCCGUACCCAGGCAGGGUCCCGUAAAGGUAAAGAUGGUGAAAAAGAACAAGAGAGGAAUGGAAGUGGCUGAGGAGAAUCAGUUAAAGGUUCCAAUGUCUGUGGUCCCAAAAUCUCUGAUGCAGGAUGGAGCUUUCCCUGUUGUUGAUAUUUGUUGUGCGACCGUCACCACAGAAGGGUGUGUAUUGAUGAAAGACACGACCCAGAAGAUGAAGAAAGUAGAAAUGGACGAUGUAAGAUGUAGAGCACCCAGUCUGGCAGUUGAAACCAUCCAGGUGGAGAAUGCUCUUGUUGCUGAGAAAGAGAAGAAGCUGUCCAUUUCUUCUUAUAAACAAGCUCUGGAAGUGGUGAAGAACAAAGAGGCCCAAGGCUGGGGAAGGAUCAUUGACAUAGUGGUAAAAGCAGACAUGUUUGGGGUCGGUUAUCAGCCAGAUCAAGAGUCGUCUAGACCAAACAGAGGAUGUCGUCCACUGUACCCCUUUGUCAGUGCAGGAAUGCUGGAUCCUGAUCAUGCUUGUUCAGUGAGUGAAGAGAUCGACUGUGACCGCGAGCUCGAGUUGUGGAUAAAGUCUUGCGUACCAGGAAACUGGAAGGUCUCCAAAAGCAUUACUGUCACUCAUCCGGAAGUGUAGUAUUUCUGGUUUUUAAUUUUGUUUGCACGAAAGCCAUACGUUUUGCCCGAAACGUAAUGGUCCAUUGUAAGAGCCACCUCAUGUGUUUCAUUUUGCAACAUUUUGCAUCAGUAAUAAAUGGAUGUUUUUGUAGUUAAAAGCGGUGUUCCCUGUUUUUCAUUUAAUUUUGCAGUUUUAAAAAACAAAUAAAUGGCAAUGUUUUUCGUUCUAUUUCCUUUUGAAUUUGUCUCGGUCCAACCUCAAAAGUGAUUACCCUUCUGAUCUCAUCGAUAACAAUUUGGUUACAUCUCUGUAUGACUUCGACAAUCCGAUCUAUCAUGCCAAAGAAGAAGGCGAAGAAGAUUGUGAUCUGCUGGAAUUAGCUAGGUUGUUGAAACAAGAGGAGAAGGUGAUUCAACCGCAUGAGGAGUGUUCAGAAUUGUUGCUCCAAGCACCGUCGAGGUCAGAAAGUGAAUAUUGAGGCUGCUUCAGAGGCAAGUCAAGAACAGGAUGGUAGCCCUGUUGAAAGAGCAGGUUGAUAUGUGUGCCUGGUUGUAUCUAGAUACACCAAGGUAGGAUACCAAUGUUGUGGGUGCACAAGCUACCAUGGAGAGAAGACUGUCCUCCAGUGAAGCGGAAACCGGUGCUGAAGGAUGAGAAUGUGUACGGACCACCAAGAUGCGAGCAGAGCUAAUCUGAAAGAUGAAUUCCUGGUACGUUACAACGAGGUAUCGGUUGAUUAUAUAGCUCGGGUCUCAGUGUUUAUCUUCAUGGAUGGCUUCUCGGCCAAGACCAAAUUGGAUUGCUGCCAGAUGAUAUGAAGUAAACCAUGUCCAUCACACAAGGGGCACCUUCUGGUUAUAAGGUGAUGUCGUUCAGUAUCGAGAAGGCCGGUGCCAAGUAUCACAGGUCUAGGGCGACUUUGUUUCAUGAUAUGAUUCAUCGUGAAAGCGAAUGCCAUGUUGAUGACAUGAUGGCAAAGUCCCAAGCAGAACAGGGGCAUCCGGUAGACCGGGGCAAGUUGUUUGACCGGUUGAGAUAACUCAUACUGUUGAGUCCGAAUCAGUGCAGUUAUGGAGUGCUGUCCAUCAAGCUACCGAGGCUUGUUGGGAGCAGAUAAGAGGAAUCGAGGUUGAUCCUGCAAAAAAAAAAAAAAAAAACACUUGGACCGAAAACGAAUAAAAAAAAGAAAGAGGUCAAACGGUCAGGUAGGAUGAUGAUUGCCAAAGGGCGCGAAAAAAAAAAGAUAAAGGAACCUCUGAUUUUGAUGCUUCCCAUGGGGAUGAUUGUUAAUCAGGUAUUUGACAGCCCUCGAGGGGUCUAUGAGGUGUGUAUUGGGUCAGCAUGACUAGUCGUGUCGAAAAGAGCACGCAAUUUACCUAAGCAAAAAGAUUAUCGACUGUGAAACAAUACACUCACUGUUCGAAAAAACUUGAUGUACUUUGGCAUAGGCUGCUCGCCGACUGAGACAGUGCAUGCUGAUUCAUAUCACUUUGUGGAUGUCCAAAAUGGAUCUGAUCAAGUAUGUGCUUGAUAAGCUAGUAUUGACCGGACGGGUUGCGAGAGGGCAAAGGAGGUUGAUGGGACAUGGUGUUCAAAGUACCUCCUAGAAAGCAAUCAAGAGGAGGGUAUUGUAUGGUUAUCUCGCCCAACAACCCACUGAUGAUUGUCAACCAAGGAAGUCUGAGGUCCCUAAUGAGGACAUCUCGAGGUACUCAAAUCGAAAGAUUGAGAGUGACCGAUCCCGGAGGAGGGGUCUGACCCUGAAUCCGAACGGAUUCUGAUGUCUGAUGGGGAGAGUUUAAAGUGAAUGAGCUAGUGCUUACCCGAUAACAUUUGAACGCACCAAUGGUGGUGGCUGAGUACAAAGUUGGUAUCCUGAGUGUCGUACUUCGGUACGUGCAUCUACUGGGGCAACGCCUUCCUCAUUCAGUAUGGGAUGGAAGUGAUAUUGCCUGCUGGAGGCUAGAUCUCAUUGUGGAGAGUCCGGAUGGAUGAGGAGUUAGCAAAGGGCGAGUGGAUGAGGACUCGGUAUAACGCGUUGAGCCUGACUGAGGCAGAGGACUGACAGUUACUUGUCAUGGGGCAGUGGUACCCAGUAAAUGAAGCGUGUUGUUAACCGAGAAGUGUGACCUCGUGGGUAGCAUGGAAGAGAUGUGGUGUUGAAAAGGGUCCUUCCUCCUCAAGACGAUCGUGGGGCAGGUGGAUAAACAGUUAUGAAUAUCCAUUCGUGGUCAGUUUUCCCAGACCAGACCUUGUUGUUGACGGUCAGUUUUCCCAGACCAGACCUUGUUGUUGACGACCACGGAUGAUGAGGAUUUUCCAUUCCCUGUGAAUGCGGACGCAGUUAAAAAAAUACUUCGUGAAAGAGACCCGCUGGACAAAAAAGAAUAAAAGAGUCCAUGCAAAAAAGGGCAUCCCGGCGAACCAAAGAAAAAAGAGAGAGGUUCGGGCAAAAAUUAGGGAUAUAAAAUGAAAAGAAUUUGUACACCUGGCAAGUUGAAAACCCCGCAAGGGCGACUUGGGCAAAAAAGGGUAUCCCGGUGGACUGAAACCCGAAAGGGCGGUCCAGGCAAAAGAGGGAUUGAACGAACAACUGCGUCCAGCAUGAUCGUUUGAAACAUUGGAAGAUACAUUUGGAUAAUCUCCGACAGAGAUCGAUCGGAAGCGUCUUGUUCAGCAAACAGAAAGUGCAGAAAGUCUUGAGGACAUAUGAGGUGUGACCGAGUUGGAACCCGAUGAGAUCACGGUUUCACAUUGCCAUUAGGAUAGAUUUUUCCUUUUUGUAUGCAAUCACCUCUUUCCAGGGUUUGCUUCCUGUGCGUCGCUCAGUUUUGAGCCACCUUUUGUUUCAGUCAAUAAAGUGUGUGUUCAGUCAAAUAAAUUUUGUUUUUGUGUCAUUACCGUUUUGAUUACGAAAACAUCCGUUAUUUUGAUAAGAAUAUUUGCAUUUUUGAAACAUAGAGAUCCCUUUCGAUGCAUGCUUAUGAGAUUGAAAUCUGGAAAUCUUAUUCGAAAGUUUGAGUGACCUAAGUGUUGAAAUAUUGGAACGCCUGGGGUACGCUUUUAUCUGACGAUCUCUUGUGCAGGUACUGUUAGAUAUCUUCAUUCACUUGCCGGUGGUAAUAUGAACCCUUUUGACAAGAGAUCCCUGCAGAACCUGAUCAGGGGCAAGGGAUAGAUGAACGGUGAAAAGACGAUGAAGGAUUACGACGACGAUCCUGGAAGGAUAAUCAAGAAGACUCUUCAAAGUCUGAUGAUUGGAAAGUAUGUGUGAAUCCCAGGAGUUCGAUCUCCGUGGAGUACGAAGGAGUUGGGAAUACAAGAUGAUGGAGCAGAAAAGUCCAGAUGAGUCUGGGAGAUUAUUAAAAGUGGAAAGUCGACACUGUGGGUGGAUGUUGAAUACCAGUGUUCGAACAAGUCGACCGGCAUCCCAUGUCAAACGAGCCGUAUCUCUCCAGUGGGUUGAGAGUGUGAUCUCCCCGACAGAUCCGAGAUCGGUGUCUCCUCAGCGAGCCUGAAGGUUGUCACGUCCCCCAGUGGGAGUGUCAGGGGCAGAAUGUUUCUCAGGGUGGAGGACGUUUCCCCAGCCCAAACCAGUUUGAGAGCUGUCAGAGCUAUGUUCCCCUGCAGAGAUGUCUGUGGAUAGUACCUUCUUUCCCCAGCAGAUCUAAGGAUUUCCUAUCCCCAGCAGGCUUGUGUUGCAGAUUCCCCCAGUGGGUGUAUUCCCCAGCGAAUAUUUCCCCAGUUGAGGUUCCCCGCUGAGUGCCUGGCAGAUGUUAUCCCCAACGUGGACGUGAGCGCUCAUCCUCGACAGAGUUGUGGAUGUUUCUCCCCCAGCACAGGGUCUGGUAUGGUGGUUUCCCACACCAGAGUUUUGCUCUUCCUCAGCAGAGAGGUGUGUUAUCCCCAGCAGGGUGGAUUUCCCUAGCAGAUCUCCUGAGUAGAGAUUGGUGUUGUUUUUUCCUCAGCAAAUUCCCCGAGUGGAGCGGGUUUAAAGAAAUAUUUCUCCAACAGAGUUCAUCCUACUUGUGGGUUGGACAAGUUUUCGUAGCAGAUUGAUAUUUGCAUCCCUAGCUGAGUUUAUCCUACAUGUGGAUUGGAUGGGUCGUCCCCAGCGGAGUAGCAGUUAUUCCUCAUAAGCAAGGUUUAUCCUGUCUAAGGGUUGGUUGAGUCUUCCCCAGCGAGGUCGCUUUAUCAUUCCCCAACAAGAGUCUCCUCGCAGAGCAUUUCUUCAGGCAGAGUCUCCCCACAGAGUUGGAGUAUCUGAUCGCUCGGCUCCCCAGCCAGUUUUGCAUUGUUGCAUGUAGUAAUCAUUGCAUCCUCAAAAUGCGUAGCAUUUCCAUUUUAUAUGGAGCAUUACGCCACAGGAAAAUUCAAACAUAUGCAUUCAUGUGUUCGAAACCCAUCAGACCGUAUCCCCGGCAGAAGCGGAUCUUUGUUCAACCUGUACGGCACGUUUGCUACAGUUGCUCCAGUCAACAUUUGGUGGUGACAAUCCCCACAGAGGUUUAUUUCCUCAUCCGUUGGUGAAAGGAAAGCCUGUUUCUCCCCGGUGAGACCCCCUGCAAGUGUUCAGCCUUGCCCUGUCAUCUUGCAGAUGUCAGUAUCCUGUCGACACCCGUGUGUGUUAUUUUUCUUUGGUAUCGGUAAACACCAUCUUUCGGUGAUUUCCCAGUCAUGCGUAAGUGUCUGGUUUUCUUUGGUGUCGGUAAACACCAUCUUUCGGUGCUUUCCCAGUCAUGCGUAAGUGUCUGGUCUUCUUUUGAUGUCUGUAAACAUCAUCUUUCGAUGUUCGUAACGUCGUCCUCCUUCCCGAGUGAAGUAUCCUCCUCUCCGUUGGUGUCGAUAAACGUCGAGUUUUUCCCGAUCAUUCGUCGAUGAUUUGGUUGUGUUCAUUAUCCCCAGAAGAAUCCUCCUCUCCGUUGGUGUCGAUAAACGUCGAGUUUUUCCUAUUCGUCCUAUGACGUCUAGUUGUACCCUUCCCCAUGCGGAUUUACCUCUCCGUUGGUUUCGAUAAACGUCGAGUUUUUCUCAUUCGUCCGUUGACGUCUGAUUGUAUACCCCAUUCCCAGUCAUUCAUUAAUGUCUGGUCGAUUCCCAGCCAGAAUUCCCCGUAGAGUCGUCGUUGAACGUCCUAUUUGGUUUCCGGUUGAGUCUCCCUUUCGUCCGUUGACGUCUGGUCGAGUUUUUCUGGUCGUCCCCAGUUGAUUCUCCUUCUCCGUUGGUGUCGAUAAACAUCGAGUUUUUCCUAUUCGUCCUAUGACGUCUAGUUGUACCCUUCCCCAGUUGGUUACCUCUCCGUUGGUUUUGGUAAACGUCGAGUUUUUCCUGGUCGUCCCCAGUUGGUUACCUCUCCGUUGGUUUCGAUAAACGUCGAGUUUUUCCUGGUCGUCCCCAGUUGGUUACCUCUCCGUUGGUUUCGAUAAACGUCGAGUUUUUCCUGGUCGUCCCCAGUUGGUUACCUCUCCGUUGGUUUCGAUAAACGUCGAGUUUUUCCUGGUCGUCCCCAGUUGGUUACCUCUCCGUUGGUUUCGAUAAACGUCGAGUUUUUCCUGGUCGUCCCCCAGUUGAGUUACCUCUUCGUUGGUUUCGGUAAACGUUGAGUUUUUCCCAUUUCGUCCGUUGACGUAUGGUUGUAUCUCUUCCAAUCAUUCAUUAAUGUCCGGUUACCUCUCCGUUGGUUCCGAUAAACGUUGAGUUUUUCCUAGUUGUCUGUUGGCAUCUAGUUGUGAUUUCUAUUCCCAUUCAUCGUCGUUGUGAUGUCUGGAUGUGGCCGUAUCCUUUGAGAAGAAAAAACCAAAAAAAAUACCCAGUAAUAAAUAUCAGAUCCCAGUGGACGUUUCCAUUGGUGAAUCCCAGCAGUGUGCAAAUUCUACGGUUCUUGGUAUUCAAUCCCUGUUUACCCUGAAAGUCUGACAGCCGUUGCUCUCAUCCGUUCGGGUUCCCAGUUGAUUGAAUAGGGGCAGCUGUAGCACCUCAAAUUUGCACCUACCUUGUGUACAUACAUUUUCAUAUUAGGUCAUUAACAUAACAUAGUCCACUGCAUAGCAUUGCAUUGUCUUUUGCCCAAGUGCAAGUCAUCGGACAAAACUAGGUCAAGAUGAUCAGGAGAAUCAGUCAAUCAAGCAAGCAAGUGCAUUUCCUAUUGAAGCAAAGCCCUAGGGUUGGUUUAUCAAGUUCAUAUGAUUAUGUGAUCAUUUUGGAGUGGUUUGGCCAAAGAUUGGUUGAUCAAAGCUCAACAGUCAAGCUGAAUUUUAUCUGAAACCCUAGAAAGCCAACUGUAAGUCAACUGAGGGCUAGGAAGUGGAGAGAUGGUUUGAGACGCUUCCUUCAUGUCCCAAAGAAGGUCAUUUGUCAUUACAAACACUUGUCUGGAAGAAGAAAUCAUUUCGUUCUUUUCUCGAAUUAAUCUUGGAAAGUCCAGUUGGGUUGGAUGAUCCUGGUUGAUUACUGAAGAGUUGAUUUGGUUGUGGAAAUUUAAUCGUGGUCGCAUUAAGCCCAUUCAUUUCUUUUUGUUAAGCCCAUAAUUUUAGCCCAUUAACCAUUUUCCAAAUAAUUCCAUUUUAUUAUCCAAAUCAUAAUCCAUAAUCCAUUUAGUUUGAUUUUAACACAAUCCAAUUUAACCAUGAUCCAUUUUUAUAUCCAUUUAACCAUUUGAUUGUUUUAACCAAUUAUCCAACUUUUUGAAUCCAUAAACCACAUAAACCAAAAUCUUAUCCAAUUUGAUUUUUCCAAUCCAAUUUCAUUUCAUUGAUUAAUAUCCCCAAUUUAUCCAAUUUUAAUCCAAGUUCAUUAAUCCUUUUGUAUCCAUUUGGUUAACCCAUAUCCAUUUUUUUUAUCUCACAAAAUCCAAUUAAUCCACAUUAAAUAGUUAUCCAUUUAAACAAUCCUAACCCCUUUAUCUAACACACCGUGUCCGAUUCACCAUCUCUUUUAUCUUUUUUUAAUAAAACAAAAAGAACCGAAUGUGCAGCAGAGGCAAGCUACAGUGGGAAAAGCGUGAAAACAAGUGUGAGCCACGGAAGCUGCAACUUAAACAAGCCAAAUUGAAACGCAAGUCACGGCAGUCCAAAACGGCAACGCAAUUUGAAGUUGCAGCAUACACCAACUGAAGCAAAGCGAAAUAAAAAAUGCAGCAAAAUGGAAGAGCAUCAUGAGUACUCUGCAACAAACCAAUUUCGCCCUACAACCUGCAUAAUAACCAAUCCAUAACAGAAAAAUCAAUAUCAUCACCCUAUAAAAUCAAUCUUCUUCUCAUCUUCCAGCUUCUUCUUCUUCAACCUCAUCGUAUCUCUAACCAAACUUCCAGAACUCCCUCUUCCUCCACUUUCUUCUCCAAUCCUCAUCGCAUCUCUAACAAACCUUCAACCAACUCUUCAAUGGAAUCACUACUGAGUUUCAGUUCCCUCGCCAUCACCCUGUAACAAUCACACACAAAACCUGCAAAAAGAGUCUCUUCGAUCUCUUUCUUCAACUCUCUCGACACCCUUUCACAAUCUCACUAAUCACCACCCCAAUUUCUUCACUCUCUACAUCAUCUAACGAACUUCACUACCCACACCUGGCCAACAGAAUCCAUCAACACGAGAAGAGCAUAAGAGGAAAAUCGAAAAGAAGUAGAAGAAGAAAAAUAAGGCGAAGAAAGAGGGAAGACACCAAGAGAAUACCUGAGACGAACUUCCAUUAACAUCGUCGUUGCGCCGGUCGUCUUUGCCGGCGAAUUCAUUGGUUGUUUCUUGCUGGACCUUGAUUCCGUCCUCAAUCCAUGGUGUCCCUUGCUUCAGUGAAUCUUCUCGAAUCCAACAAUCGAACCGCGCCUUCCACGAUUACAAGUCAAGAUACGUAAGCGCCACGAUUCAAAGUACCAGGGAACGGCGAGGAAGAUUGGAGUAGAAGAAGAAUAGGAGAGUAGAUAAGCGAUUGUUUUGUACCGCAUCAGUAUCCAAACGCCGUCCGCCGCGUGCGUCACCGUCGACAACGAAGGUAUGUGAAACUCCACCGAUUUGACUCGCGUUGAUUACCAUUGUGCAAAUAUGGAUCCAGUGAAUGAUUCUCCCAAACUUGCAAGCUCGAUUACCUCCGUAUGAGGACCGGAUUUGGGAAUAUUCAAUCUAGGGUUCGUGAGAACUUUUGCUUCGGUUUGCAUUUUCGAAUAGAGAUUAGGUUGGAUCAACAGUGGAUUUGGAUUAAGGGAAUCGCAGUGAGUUUGGCCGUGUGGAGGUCGUGUUUGUAGGAGUUCCGCUGCCGUCGGUGAAGAACUCCGGCGCGGCAGAACGGGGAUGGAACCUAGGUUCGUGGUGAAACGGAGUCGUGGUGGUUGAAAACGUGUUGCUACUUAUCCAUUAAGCACUUUUCUUUUCUUUUUCUUUUUUUUGUUUCGGUUGUUUGUUUCCUUCAGCCUGUUGCUGGAUUUGUGCGGUAGUGUAUAAGUGAUAUCAAUUAGAUUACAGUGUAGUUGAUAGGUGUGGUCUAGUUAAUUAGGAUAUAGUUAAUUAAGGUGUGGUUUAGGGAUUAGAAGAUAGUUUAGAUAUUUUAGGAGUAACUCUAGAAUUUAGUUCAUAAUUUUUAGAUGGUGUUUUUACAUAAUUUGUAGAAUGUUAUUUGUGUGUUAAUUUUGGAUAUUGGUUCUGAAUAUCUUUAUGAUUAGUUUAGAAUUAUGAUAAUUAGAAAUGUUAGAAUAAUUAGAUAGUUUAGAAUUAAUUGGAAAUGUUAUUAGAAUUAAUUGAUAUUAGGAGUAGUUUAGGUAAUUAGAAUAAUUAGAUAAUUAGAAAUAAUUCUAGGAUUAGUCUAAAUAGAUUUUUAGAAAUUAAUUAGCAAUAUUAAGUUUAGAUUUUUAAAUAAUUAGAAAUACUAGAUUAGUUUAAGAUUUAAUUGCUUUAAUUAGAACUUACAUAGAAUAGAAAUUUAAUUCAAUAUUAAUCCAUGACUGGUGAAAUGACGAUUCUACCCCUAGGCUUAGAAAUAAUUCAAUCUUGCAUGCUCCCUUAAUUUUAGGACAUGUUAUUACUUGAGUAAAUGAAUUUCAUGUGGAGUUUGAGCUUCCGUUUUGGAUUUUUGUUCCUCUUUGACCCUAGUCUUGUACUAGUGGUUUGUGCUCUCACAUUUGAGUUUUGUUUCAGGUUAAAAGCACAUGUGCUUAUGCUUGAUGAUGCUUAUCCAAUUGGAGUUGGCUUGUUGAUUGUUUAGGACUAACUUUGGUUUUGUUUUGUAGGUUUUGAAACUUGAGUUUGUUCCUUAUGGCUUGCAUUUUUUGUGCACUGAUAAUUGUUAUCUGUUUGUGUUAUGGACUUGUAAUUGUCUGUUGGCUUUUUGUUUGAGCUGAGUACUGAUCAUAUUGGAUUGAUUUCAGGUACCUUAGUUGCUAUAGUUCCCUUGUGAACUUGAUUGUGCUUUGCUUGCUAGCUUGAGCACUGAG
Molecule: messenger RNA, 14954 nt
Organism: Lathyrus oleraceus (garden pea)
Lineage: Eukaryota; Viridiplantae; Streptophyta; Magnoliopsida; Fabales; Fabaceae
Exons: 3
Coding region: 434-2785 (783 amino acids)
Source: RefSeq, a predicted model, not a curated record